CUCUCUCCAUCAGCAGCGGGCUGGAUGCUUGCAGGGACAGAAACAUGGCUGUGAAUCUCGGAAAGAACAGACUGACCCUGCUGACUGCGUACCAGGACGUCAUUGAUGAGACCUCAGACACAGACUGGGCCUUGUACACAUAUGAGGACGAGACUAAUGACUUGACACUGGCAGGAUCAGGAGGAGGCGGUCUGCCAGAGAUCAUGCUGACCUUUGACAACGGCCGGGUGAUGUACGGCUUCUGCAGCCUGAAGGAUCCCACUGCCGCUCUGCCACGAUACAUCCUCAUCAACUGGGUCGGGGAAGACGUGCCUGAUGCCAGGAAGUGUGCCUGUGCCAGCCACGUUGCCACCAUCGCAGACUUCUUCCAGGCGGCAGAGAUGAGCAUUGAGGAUCUCAACCUGGACAAGAAGGAGACCGAAGUAGAGGAGGCGAAGGCCAUCAUCGCUCAGCGGUCAGGAAACCCUCGAGAGUUCUUCAAGCAGAAGGAGAGAGCUCUGACCAUCAGCGUCGACACCUCGCCCGUCUCCGUCCACAGGAGCGGGGACGAUGAUGACGACGUUGAUGGCGAUGAAGCGAGCACAGAGCGCAACUUGGCGGCAGUGUCACCCAUUCCUAAAAUAGUCACCACACCCAUCAAAGAAGACUUUAACAGGGAGGAGGACGACAGCAGAGACGAGUGGGAUUCGGUGCCAAAGCAGGAUCAGAACCAGCCGGCUCAGGAGUCGACUCCCCCCAAGCCCGUUCAGAGCGUCGCCCCGCAGGCCAGAGACGCCGCCGGUUUCUCUGUGUGGGAGUCCGGGACAGACAGCCUGGUCAACCUGUGGGACACCAGCUCCGGUGCUCCCGCCGACCCCUCCCAGACCCCCCAGACCACCCAGUCCUCCGAUCUGGUGGACCUGAUGGGUGACAGCGCCCCGCCCAGCUCGGCCGCCGCCGUCAGCCGGCCUCAGCCCCUCCUCAGCUUCGAUGAGAUGAUGGACGGCACGAUGUGCUCAGUCGCCGCCACCGAGGACGACCCGUCCAGUCUGGUGGACGUGACGGGGCCCGACCAGAUGACCCUCAGCUACCAGCAUGCACUGCAGCAUGCGGCCGGCGAUGGGAAGGAGAUAGAGGACGGACAGCUGCUGAUGACUAACGGGGAGACGCUGCUGAAAGAGGGAACGCAGGCGAGUGAGGGCUACUUCAGCCAAUCACAGGAGGAGGAAUUUGGCCAAUCAGAGUGCUCAGCUAAACCUGCACCAGUCUUUUAUAACAAGCCACCAGAGAUUGACAUAACGUGCUGGGACACGGACCCAGUAGUCGAAGACGACGACGACUAAACCGGCCAAUCCGAUCGGACCGCCACCCCCCGGACCAAGAGGAAGUAGGAAGUGCGCUUCAUGAAGAAAACAGAAUCUUUUUUCUAAAAAACAAAAACACAAAACAAACAAACAAAACAAAACAAAAAAAAAAGUAAUAAUAAUAACAAUAACAAGUCUUGCAUCAAAACUACUUCUGUAUUAUCUUUUAGAGGAAAACAAAACAGUAGCCAACGAAAAAAAUAAAAAAAGACGGUUUGAGUUGUCAUUAAAGAACGUUUGGAAGGCUCAGUUCAGAUUUUUUUCUGUGUUUAUUAUUUUAUUUAUUUGUUUUACUCUCUCUCUUUCUCUUUUUUUUGUUUUUUUUUUGCUAUGCAGAUGUACUAGCUGGGAGCGGGGUACUUUUUUUUUUGUUUGUGGAUAUGAUUUAUUACACGUUAACGUAGCGCACUGCUGCUUAUUAGAGACAAUGAAGCCCGACACACAUAGUCUGUAGUGCUUUAAUAACAUAACACCCUAUAAAACUAAUACAGCCGCCAUGUAUAUCUUCACUCUCUUCUUUCUUUUUCUUACCUCUUUUUUUCACCUCCUUCUCUUCUUGCCUUCUUCCUAAAAAACAUACACACACACACACACACACACACACAAACAAAAACAUAUUCACCUAUUGCAAAUCUUGUAUUUUUUAGUCCUCACUUUUAAAAAAAAGGGAAGAAAAAAAAGGUGAAAUAUUGUAUUUAUUCUGGUGUAUCUGAACUUCUUUGAUGCGAUCCUGAGGAAGAAGAAGAAGUAGAAGAAGAAGAAGAAGUUGAAAGUCAAACUUGUUGCCUCCUUUUCAACCCUUUUCACUCCUUUUGUAUGAUUUUCACACUUGAGUUCAAGAUUAAAUGGCUUGUAAAUCUGCUCUUUUUUUCUCUCCAGUGCACUUUGUUGUUCAUUUUUUCAUUGUUUUUCUUCUUGUGAAUG
Messenger RNA from Scomber scombrus (Atlantic mackerel), 2267 nucleotides. It is a transcript of the gene dbn1, whose product is annotated as drebrin 1. Lineage: Eukaryota; Metazoa; Chordata; Actinopteri; Scombriformes; Scombridae. Gene Ontology annotation, cellular component: site of polarized growth; postsynaptic membrane; plasma membrane. Gene Ontology annotation, biological process: postsynaptic actin cytoskeleton organization; positive regulation of dendritic spine morphogenesis; positive regulation of axon extension. The record is from RefSeq and is a predicted model, not a curated record. Gene Ontology annotation, molecular function: actin filament binding.